Molecule: messenger RNA, 1194 nt
Organism: Aspergillus homomorphus CBS 101889
Lineage: Eukaryota; Fungi; Ascomycota; Eurotiomycetes; Eurotiales; Aspergillaceae
Product: amidohydrolase family protein
Exons: 2
Coding region: 1-1194 (397 amino acids)
Biological process (GO): secondary metabolic process
Cellular component (GO): cytoplasm; cytosol
Molecular function (GO): hydrolase activity; carboxy-lyase activity
Source: RefSeq, a predicted model, not a curated record
AUGACUUGUAACGACUGCCCUCGCAGCCUUUGCCAGGAGCAUGGGCUCCUGCGUAUUGACCUGCACACGCACAUCAUGCCACCCACCCUGCCAGAUCUAUCAUCCUACAGUUCCCGUUCGGACUCCGAUUCUAGCACCGCCGCCCCAUGGCUGACCUUACGUCCCAACGCCACAGACACCACCAAGCGAGACCUCUACAUCGGCGACGAGUUCUACCGCACCAUUGAACCCAAUUGCUACGACACGGCCACCCGCCUCGCGGAGAUGGAUGCCGCUGGCACCGACGUGCAAGUCCUCAGCACGAUCCCCAUCCUCUUCUUUCACGACCAACCCAGCGAGCCAGUCACCCUCCUGGCGCAGCACCUGAACAAUCACAUCGCCUCCCUCUGCCAUGCGCAUCCCACCCGUUUUCUGGGCCUCGCCACAGUGCCCCUCCAGAACAUCUCUGCCGCCGUCACGGAACUCCAGCGCGCAAAGCACGACCUCCGCCUCCACGGCGUCGAGAUCGGCACCGCCAUCAACCACCACAUCCCGCUCGACGACCGCAGCCUGGACCCAUUCUGGCAAGCGUGUCAGGACCUCGACAUGGCGGUCUUCGUCCACCCGUUGGGCUACGCCUGGCCGCAGGAGAACCCGGACCUGUGGUCGCGGUACUGGAGCGCCUGGCUGGUGGGCAUGCCCUGCGAGACCGCGCUGGCGAUGCACCGCUUGCUCUGUGCAGGGACCUUGGUGCGGUUCCCGCGGCUGAGGCUCUGUUUUGCGCAUGCUGGCGGCGCGUUCCUGCCGCUUCUGGGGCGGAUUCAGCGUGGAUUCGAGUGUCGGCCAGAUUUGGUGGCCAGGGAUGCGGCAGACGUGAGUCCGUUGGAGCAUGUGAUCAUGAAGGAAAACAUCUGGGUGGAUAGUUUGACGCACGAUGUAGAUUUGUUGGAAUAUGUGGUCAACAAGGUCGGGCUGCGGGGGGUCGUCAUGGGAAGUGAUUAUCCGUUUCCACUUGGGGAGCAGCCUGAGGCGGGGAGGAUGUUGGCGAGCGAGAAGAGAUUAGACAAGUUUUUGACCUGGAGGCAGAGAGCGGAGAUCUUAGCGGGGAAUGCGCUGAGAUUUCUGGGACUGCAUGAGGAUCCUGAGUGGAGGACACGUAUGGAGGAACAUCAAUGCGAGCAUGAAAGAUGGAAAGGUAGCCAUCAGUGUUAUUGA